This is a messenger RNA of Octodon degus (degu), 948 nucleotides long. RefSeq names its product olfactory receptor 2G6. The transcript has a single exon. Gene Ontology annotation, cellular component: membrane. Gene Ontology annotation, biological process: G protein-coupled receptor signaling pathway. The record is from RefSeq and is a predicted model, not a curated record. Lineage: Eukaryota; Metazoa; Chordata; Mammalia; Rodentia; Octodontidae. Bases 1 to 948 code for a protein of 315 amino acids. Gene Ontology annotation, molecular function: G protein-coupled receptor activity; olfactory receptor activity.
AUGGAAGAAACAAAUAGCAGCUCCGAGAGGGGCUUUCUUCUGCUGGGAUUCUCUGAUCAGCCCCGGCUUGAGCGGCUCCUCUUUGUUGUCAUCCUGGUCUUCUACCUCCUGAACCUCCUGGGCAACACAGCUAUCAUCCUGGUGACAUGCCUGGACCCCAAGCUGCACACGCCCAUGUACUUCUUCCUCAGCAACCUCUCCUGGGUGGACAUCUGCUUCACCACCAGCGUAGCUCCUCAGCUGCUGGUCACCAUGAACAAGAAGGACAAAACCAUGAGCUAUGGAGGCUGCGUGGCCCAGCUCUACGUGGCCAUGGGCUUGGGCUCGUCGGAGUGCAUCCUCCUGGCAGUCAUGGCGUUUGACCGCUACGCGGCUGUCUGCCAGCCGCUGCGCUACAUGGCCAUCAUGCACCCGCGGCUGUGCGUGUCCCUGGCCAGCACGGCGUGGCUCAGUGGCCUGGUGACCUCCCUCAUCCAGUGCUCCCUCACACUGCAGCUGCCCCUCUGUGGCCAUCGCAGGCUGGACCACAUCUUCUGUGAGGUGCCAGUGCUCAUCAAGAUGGCCUGCGGGGACACCACGUUCAACGAGGCUCAGCUCUUCGUGGCCAGUGUGGUCUUCCUAGUUGUCCCUGUGUCACUCAUCCUGGUCUCCUACGGCUUCAUAACCCAGGCCGUGCUGAGGAUCAAGUCUGCUGCGGGGCGCAGAAAGACCUUCGGGACAUGCUCCUCCCACCUGCUGGUCGUAGUUAUCUUCUACGGGACCAUCAUUUUCAUGUACCUUCAGCCAGCCAAGAGCAGGUCCAAAACCCGGGGCAAGUUUGUCUCUCUGUUUUACACCAUUGUCACCCCACUCUUAAACCCUGUUAUCUACACACUGAGGAACAAGGACGUCAAGGGGGCUCUGAGGGCGCUGAUCGUGGGAAAUGCGUUGGGGCCAAGAAGACCGUGA